Loxodonta africana (African savanna elephant) is the source of this 1799-nucleotide messenger RNA. It is a transcript of the gene NAA11, whose product is annotated as N-alpha-acetyltransferase 11, NatA catalytic subunit. Gene Ontology annotation, molecular function: protein N-terminal-serine acetyltransferase activity; protein-N-terminal-glutamate acetyltransferase activity. NCBI's taxonomy places the organism in Eukaryota, Metazoa, Chordata, Mammalia, Proboscidea, Elephantidae. Gene Ontology annotation, biological process: N-terminal protein amino acid acetylation. The transcript is spliced from 2 exons. Gene Ontology annotation, cellular component: NatA complex. Bases 7 to 702 code for a protein of 231 amino acids. The record is from RefSeq and is a predicted model, not a curated record.
GCCAUUAUGAACAUCCGCAAUGCUCGGCCGGAGGAUCUGAUGAACAUGCAGCACUGCAACCUUCUUUGUCUUCCUGAGAACUACCAGAUGAAAUACUAUUUCUACCAUGGCCUUUCCUGGCCUCAGCUCUCCUAUAUUGCUGAGGAUGAAGAUGGGAAGAUUGUGGGCUAUGUUCUGGCCAAAAUGGAGGAGGACCCAGAUGAUGUUCCCCAUGGACAUAUUACCUCACUGGCGGUGAAGCGUUCACACCGGCGCCUCGGCCUGGCCCAGAAGCUGAUGGACCAAGCCUCCAGGGCCAUGAUAGAGAACUUCAGUGCCAAGUACGUGUCCCUUCAUGUCAGGAAGAGUAACCGGGCAGCCUUGCACCUCUACUCUAACACCCUCAACUUUCAGGUUAGUGAGGUAGAACCCAAAUACUACGCUGAUGGGGAAGAUGCUUAUGCUAUGAAGCGAGAUCUCUCACAGAUGGCAGAUGAGCUGAGGCGGCAGCGGGAGCUGAAGAAAUGUGGGUAUGUGGUGCUGGGCUGCAAGGAGAAAGAGGUGGAGACCCAGGGCAGCACGCUUCCGGGCUCUGAAAAGGCCUGUCAGGUGGAGAAGGGCCCUGUCGCUGAGGAUAGUGGGAUCGAGAGCAAGGAACUCAGCAAGUGCACGAAGAGCCCCGAAGUCCAGGACAGCUCAGAAGACUCGGAUUCCACCGCCUAGAGCCUUCUUGAGCAUUACAGGUCUUCCAUAUCUCAGCCCCAUCUGCCUUCUGAACCCUGGCUUACACUGUCUGCUCCACAGCAUCUGCUCUGGGGUUCACCUCAUAGUGAUUCCAGUGGCUUUUCACUCUCAAGUCUCUACGACCUUCCACAUCCCCGACUGGGAUCAUGAGGGAAUGCCUGGACACAAGAGCACAAGACCCUGCUGCACAAGAGCCAAGAAAGUUUGAGGACUGCCAUUAUAGAACCUUCCUCGGCCUACUUGUACCAUGCCAGCGUUUUAUUCCAUUGUGGUUGUCCUAUGUUGGGUGUGGGCAUUCUUCAAGGUUUUCUCUUCCUAGAAUGCCAAACAGGAAACAAAACUCCUGAAGUUCGUCUAUUUUCCGUUUUUGCCAUUAUCUGGGUUUUCAUUCUUAAGGGGUAUCAGGACCAUCAAUUCAGAUCUCUUGCCCCUUCCUUCCUCCAUCUUCCCCUUGACUAGUAGAAGUAUUGUAUUCCUUUUUCCUUUCUUUGUGAAUUCCCAUUUGUUAUAUCUUCCCUUUUCUUGAGGAGAUAUUCUCCUUUCCUUUCCCUGUGAGAGAAAGUGGUAAAUAUGGGCUUCUACUGUACAAUCAGAACUUGGAGAUUUUAAGAAAAUGACAACCAUUUAUUAUACUGGAAUAUCUGAUCUGCUUGUUUGUGUCAGUUUUGUUGUUGUUUGCUUUUUAAUAAUGAUGUAACCUGUCGUUUUUUGAGUACCCAUAAUGCUCAGGGGCUUUAUUCAUAUUAUAUUUAAUAUCAGUAGCCCUAAGGUAGAAUUUUGUCCCUGUGUUACAGAUGAGGAAACUGAAGUUCAGAGAAGUAAAGUAAACAUCCAGGAUCUGAACCCAAGUUUGUCUGAAUUUGAAACUAAAAUUCCUUCCGCUUUUCUAUUGCCACUCUUUAUUUUAUUUACAAAAGUAUGAAAACUUCAGUAAAAAGUAAAAUCUGCUGUUUAAAGAAUGUUAAAUGUUGACUUAAUACAUGGCAAUUACAUAUGUCACUUGCAAAUUUUUACAUAACCUUCAAUUAUAACCCCCUUUUACUUUCUCUCUUCAGUAAAAACAAGUGGAGACAAAG